AUGGAGGAGAUAAUCAUCCAUAUGAUCAUCAUCGCGCCACUGACCAAGUGGCUAAUAGGGCAGAAUAGGUCAUGGAACAAGGGCAAGCGAGAAUACGGAGUGUACAUCGCGCUGAUGCUCCUCUUCUGUGUGGGAAUAUACGAACUGAGAAAAUCGAACCAAAAUUUGUACGAAGUUCUGCAGAUAAAGUCAUAUGCAUCAAGGACAGAGAUUCAGCAGGCCUUCAGAAGGUUAUCCCGAGUGUACCAUCCGGACAAAAACAAAGAAGCAGAUUCAUUCGAGCGAUUUACGAGAAUAAGGGAAGCAUACGAAAUUUUAUCAAAUGAAAAAAAAAAAUACAUAUAUGACAGAUUUGGUGAUUUUGCUGGAAGCGAAAUUACCAAUUUUUUUUACGUGGAAAUUAUCAUCAUAGCGAUAUUUCAAUUUGCCAUUUCAUUUAUCUUUGGUUUUCUCUAUACCUAUGGAAAAGACAAUGAGAAGUAUCGAAUCUUAAUUUGUUUGUACAUUGGUCUGAACUUUUGCAUGGAGCUAGUUUUCCGAUUUAGUCCCGAGAGUACUCACUUCCUAUCGUUCCCUCCCAUUUUCUGUCACUACACGCCUUUCGAGAGGAUCCAUUCUCUGAGGGUGCUAGUCCCCCUUGUGAUGAAUGCCAUCCUCCUGGUCGAUGUUUACUUCAUCGAUGAAGACACGGAUCUCUACCUGUCCACCUUUUGCGAAUAUGUCUUUGAGAACAGCCAUAAAACUAUAAAGAACAUGGACGACGCCGUAAUCUUCUGUGCCCGUUUGGUCGAUGGCAAAGUGAGCAAGGCGAACAACUUCUCCUGGAGGGAAAAGGACCCCUACAGCGACAUGGCCAACAUUGACGAACUGGAGGAUGACGAAACGUAUGACAAGAAGUGCGACAAGAAUGAUCUCUUUUACAGGCUACUAUAUAACGUGGUCGAAACAAGCACAGAGGACGUGGACCUGAAAAUUCCCAAAAAGGCUCUCUGCCGUCGUUUCGACUGGUCCAGAUUGUACACGGAUAGCGUUAUGGAGAAAAACACCGAGGAGGUUCGAUUAGCCGAAAGCGCAAGUUGUAAAGACUUCGAAGAGAGCAACACGUCCAAAGGAAUCCUAUUUUCAUCUCUGCUGUACUUUAUUGGUUUGAUAUCUCAUUUGUUAUCCAAGUGA
Messenger RNA from Plasmodium inui San Antonio 1, 1173 nucleotides. RefSeq lists its product as hypothetical. The coding region runs from base 1 to 1173 and encodes 390 amino acids. Gene Ontology annotation, molecular function: misfolded protein binding; protein-folding chaperone binding. The transcript has 3 exons. Gene Ontology annotation, cellular component: endoplasmic reticulum. NCBI's taxonomy places the organism in Eukaryota, Apicomplexa, Aconoidasida, Haemosporida, Plasmodiidae. The record is from RefSeq and is a predicted model, not a curated record.